CAAUCAAUAGGCUAACCAAAUGCCAUGCAUGAUAUAAAGUUAUAAUGAUAAGGUUCACAUGUCACACAUCAAGCAAUUAUAUAAAAAUGCAAUUUAAAAAACAUGCAGCAUUAGUAAAGAAAGCAUGGACCAGGAUUUUAAGGUAAGAAUGCAAACCUACCCCAUCCCCGAGCUUUAAGACUUUUGUCUUUAAUAUGUAGAGCAAAAACUAAAAUUCCUUUUUGCAAAGAUAAACUGAUAAGGUGAGGUCAGGGUCUCAUGAGAGGUGACCCCAAAAAAGAGAAUGAAAAUUGGGUGUUGCAGUCUCUUCUCUACUUUGUAAGCCUCUUUACUCAAUGCUAAAUCUUGAACAGGAACUACCAUUAUCAUCGCUUAGAUUCUACUCUAUCCCAGAGCUACCAUCUCAUUUCUGACUUCGUGGCUAUUUCAAUGCCAAGUGACAUCACAGCCAAGAGGACUUCUGCUGCUUUUACCUUUCAAUUCAACCAAAAAGAGAAGGGGAGGGAAGAAAACUCCUUCCACAAUGGUAAACUUUAGCAGAAGAAAGUUAUUUAGUUCAUGACAAUUUUCUACAAAUCUGAAAGUCAAUUUAUUAAAUGAGAAUAUACCAAAUAUAUAAAAUCAAGACAGCUUUGCCCUUGCAAAUCUGUGAGUCCAAUUGCAUUAUGGCAACGUGUCAGUGCUUUGCAGGUAUUUCACUUAUUCUUCCACUUAAUAUUGGAGAUUAUUAUGGUUGAUCCCUGAACUCUGAUGCACAAUAAACCAUGUAAACAAUAUCAGGAAACCUAUGUAAGAGUAAGUGCAAAUAAUACUUUGAAGCAGAUAUCAGGUCAUCCUAGAUGACACAAUAUAUUUUAGAAAGAAAUCAAGAUCCUUUGAUUCACAUGCAGCAACAGAAUGACAACAGUGUUUUCUUCAUGCAUUUUGUUUCUAACAGAAAGCUUGAUAUGUAUUUUAGCCAUUAAAAACACUCUCAUACGAUGAAAGAAAUUUUAGUAUCAAUAAAGAGACUUCAGAAGAAAUUAUGAAAAUUCAUUGCUCAUACAUUUUUCAACGUAAAUGUUAAUUUGCUAUACAUUUUCAAUGUAGACAUUGCUUUGUAAAGAAUAAUGAUCCCUUCAGUGGAAAAUUAGUUCUCUCCCAAUCCAAAGAUUAGUUUUAACAUUUUCAGAAACUAUGAGAACAAAAAGAAAAUUUAUUUUCCAUUCCAGGAAAAGAAGGUCUAAGAAGAGAUUAGCUUAUUGAUGCCCAAGUUUGGAUAUGGGCAUUUAUAGACCCAUCUUGGUCCAGGAUACCGAACACAAUGUAGCCUUAAGCCCUUUUCAUGCCCAUCAUAUCUGCAAUUCAGAAUUUUAGUACGAGAAAGUUGAAAAUAAACCCACUAGAUACUAAAUAAGACAGUUGUGUGAGAUCUGCUUGCAUUGACAAGGACCUAGUCUUUGACCCUCAAAUUUUAACAAUCUUGGGAUUGAAAGCAAGUCCACAGAGGUGGUUGGUUUAACAUUACUCAAGAAAGCCCACUCUUUGCA
Messenger RNA from Rubroshorea leprosula, 1529 nucleotides. NCBI's taxonomy places the organism in Eukaryota, Viridiplantae, Streptophyta, Magnoliopsida, Malvales, Dipterocarpaceae. The record is from the annotation of a GenBank genome assembly.